This is a messenger RNA of Chiloscyllium plagiosum (whitespotted bambooshark), 5695 nucleotides long. RefSeq names its product T cell leukemia translocation altered (gene tcta). The record is from RefSeq and is a predicted model, not a curated record. Gene Ontology annotation, biological process: osteoclast fusion. NCBI's taxonomy places the organism in Eukaryota, Metazoa, Chordata, Chondrichthyes, Orectolobiformes, Hemiscylliidae.
UUAACUUUGUGCACCCCAGUCCAACACUGGGAAUUCCAUAUCAUUGGGAAUUAAUGUGAGAGAUAAAACGAAACGCGUUCUCGUUGCCAGGUAACUGUACUUUGUCUGUUCUCGGAUACUGUAGUUGGAGCCGUUAACCUUCCAUUCACAUUGACAGAUUCGCCAUCAGUGAAGCCGGUUCGGUUUGAGAUUCCACAAGAGAUGAAUGCUUGUUAAAAACAGGAAUUUUCCAUGCUCUCCCCAAAGAUGAAAUAAGAUGUGUUAGAGGUGGUGGGUUUAUUGAGGAGGUUGGAUUUUGUGGAAUUUGUGUCGAAAGUGCGGUUGUCGGGAGAGGCCGUGUCGGUUGGUCAUUCCCCCCAUCCCCCUCCCAAUCACCUCCUUGUCCCGGGUGGGUUCGGUGCUUCCAGUAGCGGCAGUGUCCCAGUCAGUGACUAGCGGACAGGUAGGAGCGAGGGAAGGUUCCACUCCCGAGUGAUGCAGCUCCCGGAGCGGCGAUGGAUGCGCCGUCUUGGGAUCUCGGGCUGUUCUCAUUCUUGCUGGAGCGUCUCCUCUCCUUCUGCAGCGAGUUCGCUCAGGACUGGAGCAGCAACGACAUGAGGGUGACCAUCUUCAAGAUCCUACUGGGCUGGCUGCUGGGCAGCUUGGUGGCUAUCCACAUGGCCUGGAAGUUUUAUGGGGCGACAGUCAAUGACAUGUACUACAGGCAAGGUAUUGGAGGUCAGAAUGGAGGUACUCCAGACAGCUCUUCAAACUUUACCAGUUGGGACAAUGCCAGUGGCGAGUCAAUUAAAAGUCACAGGGAGUGAGUGAUGAAGAUGUGUGAAACCUGCAGCUGAGACAUGAGGUGGCUUGCUGUGUGGAGUAAAGUUAUUGAGACUGUGGAAUGUUCAAACUGCUGUUGGGUGCUAAAUUCUACAAAAUAUUGUAUGUUGCGCCUGAUGACUUGAAAUGUGCCAUUGUGACUCAGUGCCGUUAUUUUAUUUUUCUUUCCUAAUAUUCUUAGGCUUUGCUGAGAAUCCAGGGAAGUAUAUGUUGGCACAAGUCAAUUGAAAGGUACCAGCAAUGAAAAUGUUGAUUAUUUAAAUGUGUUGUGCUAACGCAACUCCCCAGGAUUUUGAAUAGUGCUAUAAAAUGGAUCUUAUCCGUAGGAGAUGAAAAGAAACAAUAUGAUUCUAUUUGGAAAGAUUAAAAUCAAGUAGUGAUGGGUGUCAUUUGAUGAGCCCAGAAGUGGAUUAUCAAAGAACUAACAAGGUUUUCGUAGCAAUGACAUGAUGUUCUGCAGCAGUUUGUUGAGGAUAUACUAAUUUGAAUUGGGUAACAUCAGGGAAAACAGAUCCUUCUGGUAAAAUGUCUACAUGCCAAUCUAUAAAUUGUUUUCAUGUUGAUCCCAAAGUGCAAUGCGAUCGUUUUGUAGACCCAAAAGAGGCAUUGGUAGGAAUUAAAACAGACCAGUUUGAGUUUGCUUUUGUUUUGUCCUCUGUAUGCAUGCAAAUAAUGGCAGAACCCAAGCUGAUUUGUGUAUAGACAUGGCCAAAACAGUUCUCUGCAGCAUUAUCAAUGAUGAGAAUGGGAUGACCUCUGAAGGAGCUAAAUAAAGUGAAGUAUUAAUAUCUGAGGCAAUUGCUCAAUCUUCCUGUGAACACAUAUCAUUAAUUCUUCAUGCUGGGAACGCCUUUUGGCAACUGUAUGUCCUGCAGGAAGUUAAUGACCUGUAACCUGUUGAGGACCUAUAACAGCUGAUUUCAAUUUAAGUCUUUCAAUUGGUGAGAAACUGAGGACCUUAUUACCAAUAUCCAGUAAAAUAAUUAUUGGGUGGCAUGAUUCUGGUAUGCCUGUAUGAUGUUCUAUGUUAGAAUGGUGAGCUCAUGUCAGUAACUUGGCCUACAUAGUAUAAUUCUAAUCUUGAUUUUGCUGUUGGGAAAAAUAUUUUUCAGGAGAAACUUUCAAAUGAUGGUACCCUGUCUCUCACAUGAAAUAUUCAUGACACCUUGCUUAUAGUGUAUCUUGUGUACUCAUUUGCCUGACUGAACCAACUUUUCAGGCAUGCUGUAAAGUGAGAGCCCAGAACGGCUGAGAGGCUGUUCAUCCAUUCGAAUCAGGAUUCCAUACCUGUUGUAAAACCCAGAUUUUAACUUUUAAAAGAAUACUGGGUGGACCUCCCAGAGCAUGCAAGUACUUUUUGACUAUACCUUAAGAGGCCUCAUUGAUUCUCUAUAAAGGGAUGCCCUUUCUGGAAAUGUUAUUUUUUUUAAAAUUCAGAAAAGCAGGAGUGCUUAACUGGCUUACAAUAAUGAUGUAGCCCGCUACGGACCCAUUUCCUGAACUGUGUAAGCCAACAUACUGACAAGCUUUACUUGCCAGCUGCAUGGUUUUUCACCAUGGAAAACUAGUAAACUGAACUGAACCCUCUGGUACCCCCAAUUUAGCUACCGAAUGUUACUGAGACCCACAUUAGGGCAUGGUUUGUUUCCCAACAACCAUGUUAGGUGCACACUGCAUGAGCAGAACCAGUAUUCGUACUGUUGACUGUCACAUUGCUUUUCUACAGGGAGGUAAAGCAUUACCUUGGCUUUGUCAAAGGUGUUGGUUUGGAUAAGUCCUUGGUUCAGCUCACCCUGUUCCACAAAGCUUAACUAACACACUUCAAUCUGCUGACUGGAUUAUCGUGCACUUACUACUCGCUUUAACAUUAUGUGAAUGAAAUAGACUUUACAUACAUAAUGUCUAAGAAACCUGAAAUGCUAAAGUCCACAAUGUACCACAGAAAAAUCAACUCUAAGUGGAAAGUCAGGACAAGAACCCAUAAUUUAAGUUAACUUUCCAUCUUAAGAAAUCAGUAGGAAGUUAUAGUGAAGGACAUUGUCAUAGCAGAAAUAGAUACAUAAUGGUAGACUCUUCAUCUCCAUUAAUCUUGAUUUUUAUGUCUCUAUUUAAAUUCCAAAUAAAUCACAAGUUGCCAUUUAGUUUUCUAUAUUUUGGCAAUCUGUCUCCAUGUUUUCUUUUGCCAGGCCUCAAAACUAUUGGGAAUAGUGAUGCAAUGUUAUGUAACAAUAUAGAAACAUGGUUACCUUGCACAGAAUGAAUAUUUAAGUCCAUGCAAUCUGCCAGCUGGAGUGAAGUGAUAUUGUAUCUUUAGUUGCUGUCAUGAUACAUUGUGUAAUUUCAAAGCAAAAAUUCUUGAAGGAAAAUUUUAUUUUGCCGUCCAUACAAAGACCAUCUAAGUUGAGAGCAACUCAUGAAGUGUAUGCCAAGCAAUUUACCUUUGUUUUUCAACAGUGUACCAAAAGAAGGACUGAAGUUUAAGAUGUAAACAGGCAUCUUCUGUUUGUAUAUUGCUUAAAAAUCUCCAGGAGCAAACAGAACCAUAAGUACAUUUCUAAUUUUGAUGUUUUAGAUUCUACUUGCAUUUUUAUUAUUCUAUGUUCUUUUCAGUUAGAAUCACUUUGUUUCACUGGACUUAAGUUUACAAGAUAGUAUUGCAUUCAUGAAAAUAAAUCAUUAACUAUUUAUUCCUUAUUCAGUAAGUGGUGGGGUUGAUUAUUCUGACAUAAUAUAUAGCUGGUUUUGAGGUUGAGGUACGUGAAGAGAGAGAGAGUAUGUAAUGAGAGUUUUUUGUCAAAAAGUUAGUUCUACAAAUUUGAUUUAUUUGUUCUAUCCAAACCUAAAGCUGAGGAUUCUCUUCUCUGCUGUGUAAACUUGAGCUCUGAGGAGCACAGCCCAUUUCGUUGUAUGAUGAAUUACAUGGGUGCAUUGACAAAUUUUUUUCCUUGAGUAAAAGGCCAUUAGUAUCCUUGAAUAGUUGUGCUUAGAGCCAGCUUUCAAUAAAAUGUAAGGGUUGUGUUUGAGUUCAAAAGAUAAUUGGUGACAUGAUAGUACAAUAAAUCUUACUUCUGAAAAUUUGUUAAUGACAAGUGAGUAUAAUUAAGCUUUUUUUUACUGUAUCAGGAGUGAUCCGAAUUCAAAAUAUGGUGGAAUGAAAGAGAUUACAUAUUUUAAUCCAAUUUAAGUGUUCAUCUACACACACAAACACACCAAAUUAUGUUGGGUUGAAUUGGACAUUUUAUUAAUUAGACCAUUCAGCUCAGAACAGAAAACUACAACUCCCCAGGUUAGCAGUGUAGUUGAGCAGUUACUCUGGGUUGGAGUCAUAUGUUGGCCCCACUACAGAGACUACAGUCCAGAGUCUGCUGAUUCUCACACCUUAAGCCAAUUCUCCGUCCAACGUACCUGAUGUUACAAUUUUAGUCAGCAUUGUGUCAGAUAUUGUCUAUGUUAAAAGACAUGGAUUCUGUAUCACUGACUGUGUUCAUGAUAGAAAAAAAUCAGCAAAAGACACACCCUUGUCUUUCUAUGUCAUAGUAAUGGAAUGUGAUGGAAGAAGAGUUUUGUUUUGUUAAAUAGUCAUAUGAAGCUAUUCAGUUUUCUUCUCUAAACCCUUUUUAAAAAAUUGUUUGUAAUUUGUUUCAUGCUUUUUUCCCUCCCUGAAACAGAUGGCCUUUAGCACUUGUACUUUGCUUGAUUGAGCUUGUUGAAUGUUCGUCCUCACAUAAAUAAAAGUUGGGUGAUGGUUGUGAUAUUCUCUCACACCAUGUUUUGUACUGAUCUUACUUGUAAUGAAUUUCUCUCACUUAUAUUUUCCUAUGAUUUCCUAGUACAAUCCCCUAUCCCAGUGCCCCAGCCCAAGAGGGUCAAUUAUAUAAUACCAUCACUGAGCAUGCGGACUGAGGUUUUUUUUGGAUUCCAAGGCUCAGUAUCACAAUAUUAUGUAUUUAUAUUUUCUUGAUGCAGGAAAGCCUCACAUAGCUGCUUCGAUUCAUUUUCUUUCCCUUUUAAAGUUCCUUUUAGAUGUUCAGUGUAACAACAAGUGCAAGGAGAAAGGUGUUUGAGACUUCUAAUGAAGCCUCCAUUAACUGAAUGCUAGUGUGCAUGCAGUCCAGGGAGACUGAUUCUUAUUUAUUUCUCUAUUUCUCUGUCUCUCUACUCUGAAAGGAAGUGCUUGGCCUCUGCUUGUCAAUAUUGUUUGCAGUAGCAACAAGAUUAGUCACUCAAUACUUGCAUGUAUUCUGUGAUUUGCGACCAUGUUGCAUACGUUUCUUGGGUGUUUUCUUUCCCCCACUGGCAAUACUUAAAUGCUUCAGUAAAUGUUGCUGAUAGAAAUGGUUGAAAUAAAUCCAAAAGUAAAUGUUCUUUUUUUUAAGACAAGUAGCCAUAUUUUUCAGUUUUAUGCAGAACGUUUACAUGAAUACAAGGAUAAUUUAUUUGUUUACUGGUCCCCUUUGAACUGCGGCAUUGAUACACCAUUGCUAUGUUACACUUUAAAAAAUAAAAGAGGAACUUUGGAUUUAGACAGCAGUUUGCCAAGAGUUAGUCUCAAAUCUCUAGAGUCCCUGGAAUAAUUGUACUGAAGUAAUUUAUACUCUACUGAAAUGCAUUUUUCUAAUAUAAAUAUUUUGUAUAUAUACAGUAGAUUUUGUAAAUCACUGUAAUCCUUAAAUUGGAUAAUCUUUGUAAACAUAUGCCCCUAAAGUUGAUUAACUUCUAUUUAUGUUGAAAAUGUAAAGGUUUCCUGACUGCUGUACAUCAGAAAAACUGCUAUAUGUGUGUAUGUAUAUAUGUAUAUUUAUCCUUAAUUUUGUUUUGGGAGGGACGGUACUAGAUAGUUUUUAAUUGUAUAAAAGGAGUUGCAGAAACAAAA